Molecule: messenger RNA, 3244 nt
Organism: Scleropages formosus (Asian bonytongue)
Lineage: Eukaryota; Metazoa; Chordata; Actinopteri; Osteoglossiformes; Osteoglossidae
Product: septin-9-like
Exons: 13
Coding region: 478-2289 (603 amino acids)
Molecular function (GO): GTP binding
Source: RefSeq, a predicted model, not a curated record
UCGCGGCGCUCCCGCCUCAGGAGGAGGACGUGCGUUCGGGGGCUCAGGUGCGAGCCUGCCCGGGGACUCGCAACCAACAGUAGUUUGUCUUUCUUUUGAGACACACACACACACACACACACACAGAGAGAGAGAGACACGCACGCUGCAUUGUGCCCGUGAGUGAGUAAUCCGCUUUAUUAACACGCGGCACAGGUAGAGGGCAACGCGCGCUCUUCUUCGUGUGUGUGCGGAGCAGUGAGUAGGUCCCUCGCGGGGCAGGUGCGUCCGCAGGAGCAAAGAUCCUGGGACAGAAUGAACAUAGAAAUCGCUCGAAGGACUUAAUCAAACUCCGGGCGAGUCGCUUCUUUUGAAGCGACCGGGUUCGGGCAGCGGGCGCGUAUUACGGGGACAUCGAGUCGAAGGCUGCGGACCAGAGCGGAGGGAGAAGAAGCGAGUGCGAAAGACUGACGCCGGCUGCUGCGGGACGGACGGAACAUGAGGAGAACGGGCUACGCAGUUGCACUUCCAUGCAAUUUUGGGGGCCACUUGCUGACCUGGACUCGAGCGCGAGAGAAGAAGGAUCUGGGCGUCGCUGCGAUACCGCGAGUCAAAGCGCAGAAGAAGGCUGAGAAGCGCCGCGACCGUUUACAGUUACACCCGUGGAUUACGAGGACUGCAAGCGGAAGGCUGAGGAGAGUGGAGCCCUCAGACCCCACGAGUCCAACUCUGAAAAGGUCAUUUGAGACCGAGGAGGCAGACACGUCUGCAGCACCGCUCACUCGCAGAGCAGCUAACCUUCGCUCCUCCACGUCCUCCUCCAGCCAGAGGCUGCAGGAACUUGUCGCUCGCAACUCCGACUCCACGUCUUCCUCCACCUCCAGGGUGACCUCAGAGGCGCCGGGCCAGCGAGCGGUCAAGUCUGUUCUGCAGCGGGUGGAACCGUCAGGGGCGCGCGUGCCCGAGCCUGCGUCCCGCCGCACGGAGCUCUCUGUCGACGUGUCCUCCAGGCUGGUGGAUAGCACUCCCGGUUCUGGAAUCGCCCGCUUUGGGCUGAGGAGGCCCGACACCACAUCCCGAAGGGCUGAACCUGCCCCUGCGGCGUCUCGCCUCCCCGAACAGCCCCAGAGGAAAGCGGACCACCCCAGCCCUGUGGAGGUGCCCUCGAGACGACCCGAGGUUUCAGAAGACAGCACCGGCCCAGCAGCCAGUGAACCGCAAACACCGAGCGAGCACAAGACGCAGCAGUCCCCCCUCUCAGACGUGUCCGUUAAGCUUCCUGACAAGUCAGACAUUAUUUCAAGCUACAGCAGCGCAAUGUCUGAGCCAGCCAAGCCAGUCCCGGGUCCUCCCGUCAACGAGAAGCCCAGCAUGGACUUCAGCUACGUGGGCAUCGAUGCCAUCCUGGAGCAGAUGAGGAGGAAGGCUAUGAAACAGGGCUUUGAGCUCAACAUCAUGGUCGUAGGCCAGAGUGGCCUGGGGAAGUCUACGCUGAUGAACACCCUCUUCAAGUCCAAGGUGAGCCGGCGCUCUACGCUGGCUUCUGCUGAGGAAAGGAUUCCAAAAACUGUUGAGAUCAAGUCCAUUAGCCAUGAUAUAGAGGAGAAGGGUGUGAGGAUGAAACUGACAGUCAUCGACACUCCAGGUUUUGGAGAUCAUAUCAACAAUGAAAACUGCUGGCAGCCCAUCAUGAGGUUCAUCAACGAGCAGUACGAGAGGUACUUGCAAGAGGAGAUCAACAUUAACAGAAAGACUCGGAUCCCAGACUCUCGGGUGCACUGCUGUAUUUACUUCAUUCCACCCACUGGCCAUUGCCUGAGGCCACUCGAUGUGGAGUUCAUGCGGCGCCUCAGCAAGGUCGUGAACAUCGUCCCCGUCAUUGCCAAGGCGGACACGCUCACCCUGGAAGAGAGGGACUUCUUUAAGAAGAAGAUCAGGGAGGAGCUGCAAGCCAACGAUAUCGACGUGUAUCCCCAGAAGGAGUUUGACGAGGACGCAGAGGACAGAGCGAUCAAUGAGAGGAUCCGAGGCAUGAUACCUUUUGCUGUGGUGGGGAGUGAUCAGGAGUGCCAGGUCAAUGGCAGGAGGCUCCUGGGAAGGAAGACCAAGUGGGGAACAAUUGAAGUUGAGAACAUUUCCCACUGUGAGUUUUCCUAUUUGAGAGACCUGCUUAUUAGGACCCACAUGCAGAACAUCAAGGACAUCACCAGCAGCAUUCACUACGAGGCAUACCGUGUCCGCAGGCUCAACGAGAGCAACGUGCAGUCGAAUGGUGUCACCGAGCAUGAAGCCACCACCCAUGAGAUGUAAACAUGUCUGCACCUUCCAUGUCCCCAUGAACCCUGACCUCAGACUCCAGUUCAUCCCAUCAACUCCGCCGUUUUAUACAGUUAAACCCCACAAUUAUGCAGGCCCUCUCGCUUUCCCCAAAGCAAGGAACAACUGGUACAGACUCUUUUUGUGAACUGACAUUCUUGGUGAUGCAUUUUGGCUCUGGACUGAACUUCAACUGCUUCUCGGUGACUUUCCUUUGAUUCAAGAAUCCUUGUUCUUGUGCCGCAUUUAGCUUUUCCUCUGCUGAGUGCAGUAGACAGACAAGUCACAACAAGGGCAGGCUUCUGAGAGCGACAGUAUUUUUGCCAGGAGCAUCACAGGAAAGCACUCCUUUUAAUGAAUCCACAUUUUUACAUUCCAGUAUCUUAAAGCACAUUGCUCAGACUGCUUAAACCAAAAUAAAUGUUGCCAAAGAAUCAACAUACAUCUUUCCAAAUAAGACCACUGUGUUGCACUGAGUGCUUGGACAGACCGAAUAGAAACUGCCACCAUCAACAGGUGUGCUGGGCUGUUAAAUUCUCAUGCAUCAAAUAAGAGAAAAGAGUUUACAAACCCAGAAGAGCAGAAUCAGAGCAGAACCAGAACUUGCGGUACAAAUAUAAUACUUGCCAGCAGCAAACCCUCUAUCAAGUCCCACUAUAAUUCCAGCUCCAUUAUCAGUUCCACGUGGCAACAGACACAUCUGCACUGCUCAUGACAUUGUGGAGAAGAUUUUGGGGGUUUGUUUUAUGUUUAUUUUUUAUCUUUGGUCUCUUGCAAUAAACUCAUUAUACCAUUAGCCAUUGUACCUAUUUUUUGCAUUGGACCACCUAUACAGUACAUUUACAUUUUUAUUUUUGCGAUUUAACAUUUUGUAAUUAUUGCUGUGUUUGCUAAACUUCUGUGCUUGGGGGAGGUGGGAUCCAAGGAAUAAAGAACUGUAAUUGUGUUC